Dioscorea cayenensis subsp. rotundata (Guinea yam) is the source of this 951-nucleotide messenger RNA. RefSeq lists its product as uncharacterized. The transcript is spliced from 2 exons. The coding region runs from base 1 to 951 and encodes 316 amino acids. NCBI's taxonomy places the organism in Eukaryota, Viridiplantae, Streptophyta, Magnoliopsida, Dioscoreales, Dioscoreaceae. The record is from RefSeq and is a predicted model, not a curated record.
AUGACUUGGGAUCAAAGGAUGAUAUAUGAUUGUCUUUGUUCUCAUGUUCCACCAAUGGAUGAAUCUCAUUGUUAUGACAAAGCUGAUCCAAGUGUGCAACCACCAUUAGAUGAGCUAGUUUCUGAUUUACAGAAUGAUGAAAUAAGACAAUUGUCUAACAGAUUUUUUGAUGUAUUAAAAGCUGCCGAUCAACCCUUAUAUGUGGGUUGUGAGAAUCACUCUCAGUUGUCUUUCGUUGCUAGGAUGUUAUCUAUCAAAUAUGAUGCUAAUAUGUCUCAGGCUACUUUCAAUACCAUGGUUACAGCUAUUAGGGAGGUUCUUCCGUCAGAUAACACAAUGCCGAUUGAUUACUACCAUCAUAGAAAAACUAUGAAUGAAUUGGGUUUACCUGUGGUUAAAAUUGAUGCUUGCAAAAAUGGUUGCAUGUUGUACUGGAAGCAUGAUGCCAUGGAAGUUUUUUGCAAAUUCUGUAAUGAGCCAAGGUAUAAACAAUUAAAGAGUCAACGUGGGGUACAUGAGAAUCACCCGCGUAAAAGAAUUGCACAGGCAAUACUAAGAUACUUGCCACUAACUCCAAGAUUACAAAGGCUAUAUGCUUCUAAUGCGACAGCAACAAAUAUGACUUGGCAUGCUACACACAAAAGAAAUGAUGGGGUAAUAUGUCAUCCAUCCGAUGAUGAGGCAUGGAAAUAUUUUGAUAAAACUUAUCCUGAUUUUGCUAGAGAACCUCGCAACAUUAGAUUGGGCCUCUGUGCGGAUGGCUUUGCAUCACAUGGACAAUUUGGGAAGACUUAUUCAUGGAAGAGUAAAGAUAAUGCUAAGGCCAGGAAAGAUGUUGGAAUUCUUUGCGACCGUAAGGAGAUAGCAAUUCCUUCAAAUAGUACAAGUCAGACUAUUCCAAAAGCAUUAUACACCUUAACCAAAGAGCAGAGGAGGGUUAUUUGUGAAUAG